Molecule: messenger RNA, 384 nt
Organism: Adineta ricciae
Lineage: Eukaryota; Metazoa; Rotifera; Eurotatoria; Adinetida; Adinetidae
Source: the annotation of a GenBank genome assembly
AUGUCAUCAUCAUCAUCGUCAUCGACUUCAAUGCGCCGUUAUCAUUCAAACAACGACGAACGGGACAUCGAUUCGGCCGGCGUGCAUGACAGUGAACGGCAAUGCAAGACACAGCCGUGUCGAACGAUAUCAAACCGUCUUCAACAACUACGUGUGCUUGGUGAUAUCAACGUCACUAUAUGCCAUGGCAGUAGUACGUUGUCCGGCGAAGCUUUGGCGGAAGAAGAAUUAGUCGAACGAUUGAAACAGACAAUUAACGAAUUCAUGACUCGACCUGAUCGUCGAUAUUCGUAUGAUACGACACUGCGUUGGACAGUUGAUCAUGGCAAUGAAAUUAAUUACAGUGUAGUCAUCUACAUUAAUCAACCAGCAAAUCUAUUUUGA